AUGUAUAGAAUUCCGGAAGCAGCUGUAAAAACUGUCAAGAAAUAUGCUGAUUAUACCGUUGAAGAAUUGAGCUCAUUGAGUUUGUUAGAACGGAUUAGUUUACAAAACUGGACCAUUGAAUACGUGACCAUUCUGAGUAUCGUUGGUUACAUUGUGUUGUUCUUGUUGGGAUCUUGGUACAACCAAAAGAUCACCAAAAAGUAUUUGACACUGUUGACUCCUUUUUUCACAAAGACCUUCUACCAAUACGGAGUUCAAAAGGAUCAAUUGUAUAUCAAGGAUGUAGCUGAUCACUUUACCUCUUAUGCUACCGGUAGAGCUAACAUUGCUAAGGUUGGUAUCAGUAUCCAAUUGAAGCCUAGACACAAUCUUUUCCUCUGGUCAACUGAAGCCAUCAUGUCCUUCUUCUUUGAUUCUAUCAAGACUCCCGAAGACACCGUUGUGUUUGAUGUUAUUCCAUUCAACAAUUAUGACAACUUUAUCUUUGGUAUUGUGUCCAAGUUGGGUAUGGAUAAGGCUAGAAAGUUAUGCUACUAUCUCUCAUUGACCAGAACUUCUGAUUCUCCAAAGUUACCUGAAUCAUUUGUAUUCAUGAGUGAAGCUAAUGAGUUGCAAGAAAAGCUUUUCACUAAGGAGUUGGAACUGGCUUUGGAUUUAUCUUCCGCUUCUUAUAUCAAGUCCAUUGCCUUCACUGAUCAACCUCAAGAGAGACCCGAGAAGAUCUUAGAUUUGAAACCUUCCAGAAGAGUGGUGAUUCAAACCAAAUUGGUCACUGGUGACGAUCAAUUGGCCCACAUUGGAAAAGUUUUGGAAGCUAUCUUCAAUGUGAUUGAUAAGUUGAGUACCCAGGAAAUUACUCUUAAGCCAGAGACCGCUAAAAAAAUUGUCAGGACUAGGGAAAUCGAGAUUGGAAAGCUCAAGAAGAUUGAAGAGGACGAAAAGCAAGAGAAGUUAGCUGACGAAAAGGCCAGACAAAGAAAAGCUGAACGUGAACAAUUAAGAAAAUUAUCUCCUGAAGAGCAAGAAAAGAUUGAAAAGAAGGCAGCCGAAAAGAGACAAAAGAAGUUGCUCAAAAAACAAAGAAUCAGAGGUUAA
Lizanozyma spartinae is the source of this 1095-nucleotide messenger RNA. RefSeq lists its product as uncharacterized. Gene Ontology annotation, molecular function: calcium ion binding. The transcript has a single exon. The record is from RefSeq and is a predicted model, not a curated record. Bases 1 to 1095 code for a protein of 364 amino acids. NCBI's taxonomy places the organism in Eukaryota, Fungi, Ascomycota, Pichiomycetes, Serinales, Debaryomycetaceae. Gene Ontology annotation, cellular component: endoplasmic reticulum. Gene Ontology annotation, biological process: endoplasmic reticulum calcium ion homeostasis.